AUGACGCCUGUUCCCUCCCCCCAGAACGGGAAGUGGAACGGCCUGAUGGCGGCGCUGGUGAACCACAAGACGGACAUGGUGCUCUCGGCGCUGAAGAUCAACGCGAAGAGGGAGGAGGCGGUGGAUUUCUCCAUCCCGUAUCUGCAUACGGGGAUUUCCAUCAUGGUGGCGAAGAGGACGGGGAUUAUUUCGCCGACUGCGUUCCUUGAGCCUUUCGACCUCGCAUCGUGGCUGCUGGUCGGCCUGGCGUACAUCCAGGUGUCGGCCUUCGCGAUCUUCGUGUUCGAGUGGCUCUCCCCCUCCGGAUACGACAUGAAGCUUCAGCCGCCGAAGACCCACAAGUUCUCGCUCUUCAGGGCGUAUUGGCUCGUCUGGGCGGUGCUCUUUCAGGCGGCCGUCAACGUCGACUGCCCGAAGGGAUACACGGCCAGGUGCUUCUUUCAGGCAUUUGUCUUUCGGGCAUUUGUCUUUCAGGCAUUUGUCUUUUCC
This is a messenger RNA of Darwinula stevensoni, 489 nucleotides long. The record is from the annotation of a GenBank genome assembly. Lineage: Eukaryota; Metazoa; Arthropoda; Ostracoda; Podocopida; Darwinulidae.